AUGAGCAUCACAGUCCGUCAAGCCUUUCCCUCGGUGAAGAUCCUACGCCUUGUGCACGAACUGGCCGCCUACGAGAACCAGUCUGAUGCCGUCCAAGCUACCGUCGAAUCCCUACAGAAAACAAUAGCCUUCGCGCCCGAACACGACGUUCCCAAUGACUCUCCAAGCGCCAUGGAAUAUGUGCCGUCACCGAACAGACCUGCACGGUGCCUGCUACUUCAUACGAACGAUGGCGAGCUGGCGGGAAUGGCUGUUUACUACUACAACUAUAGCACAUGGACUUCAAAGCCGGGGAUCUUUGUGGAGGAUCUUUAUGUGAGGCUCCAACACCGGCGGAAAGGCUAUGGCAAGCGACUCCUGUCAGAGCUUGCCCGAGAGCUGAGUUCCAUGGAUGGGGUGCGGGUGGAGUGGAAUGUGCUGAAGUGGAAUAAGCCAAGCAUCGAGUUCUAUCAGGCCGUUGGAGCCCAGUCAAUGGACGAAUGGGUUGGGAUGCGCGUUGAUGGUGACAAUAUCGCGAAGCUGGCACACAUACUGGACUAG
Molecule: messenger RNA, 540 nt
Organism: Fusarium vanettenii 77-13-4
Lineage: Eukaryota; Fungi; Ascomycota; Sordariomycetes; Hypocreales; Nectriaceae
Exons: 2
Coding region: 1-540 (179 amino acids)
Biological process (GO): protein acetylation
Molecular function (GO): N-acetyltransferase activity
Source: RefSeq, a predicted model, not a curated record